CGCCCACACUCUCUCUCUCCAGGUGUGUGUCUCUGCCUCGCUUCUGUCUUAACUGAACAGUUUCUCUGUGUGCGCUCUCAUUUGCUGUGCUGUAUCUCUGAUAGUGCACUUUGUACCUGUUGUUUUGUUUUGUUUACAAUUUUUGCCUUCUUGAGAACUGCAUUUUUCAGUGGGGGCAAGAGCCAGGAAAACCUUGUCUCUAGCCUCUAGCCCCUGGUGGAUGAGCAGCUAGACUCCUGGUUUUCCUCCAGGCCACUCAUGUCCGAUCCCUGGGUAGAAAACUAAGACACCUUGCUUCAGGCCACCCCUCAUGGCCAUCUGUCUCCAAGAAUGGGAUUUCAAGGUCAACUGCAGGUCCAGUUCCCAGGCCGAGAACUAAGCCACCACUCACGGCUGACUCUCUGAGAUCACCGAAGCUGAAACCCGGGAUUUCAAGCAGAUCUGAGCCUCUUCAACUGUGCCUAGGAUGCUGCGUCAGUAUGUUCACCAAUUUGGUCAGAAGCUGGUCCGCAGACAGCGGCUGGGGCCCAGGGAGGGAUCUGAGAAGCGCACGGCUCGUCGUCUGAACACCCUCGAUCUGAUUGCCUUGGGUUUGGGUUGCACCCUAGGGAAUGGCAUGUACAUCUUGGUUGGAGAAGUUUCUGUGUAUGAGGCUGGACCAGCGAUCAUCAUCUGCUACUUGCUGGCCGGUCUGUCUACUCUUUUGUCCGGGCUCUGCUAUGCAGAGUUGGCUGCCCGGGUACCAUGCUCCGGUUCUGCGUAUCUCUACAGCUACGUCACCAUGGGUCAGCUGUGCGCCUUCAUCACUGGCUGGAACCUCAUCCUGUCCUAUGUCAUGGGCACCGCCUGUGUGUCCAGGGCCUGGAGCGCCGCCUUUGACAGCCUGAUUGGGAACCACAUCUCUCAGGCGUUCCAGGGAACUUUCUCUCUGAACGUGCCUUACUUCCUGGCCACAUAUGCAGACUUUUUUGCACUGGGCCUGGUGUUGCUUCUUACAGGAUUACUGUUUCUGGGAGCUCGUGAGUCGACCCUGGUUAACAAAGUGUUCACUGGCUUGAACCUUUUGGUUCUCAGCUUCACCAUGCUCUCUGGCUUCAUUAAGGGAGACCCGCACAACUGGAAGCUCACGGAACAGGACUACAGAUUAGCCUCAUCUGGAUCCAGUGACACCUACAGCUUGGGCCCUCUGGGCUCUGGAGGGUUUCUGCCUUUUGGCUUUGAAGGGAUUCUCCAGGGAGCAGCAACAUGCGUCUAUGCCUUUGUUGGCUUUGAUGUCAUUGCUACUACAGGGAAAGAGGCCCAAGAUCCUUGUCGCUCCAUCCCCCUGGGCAUCAUGAUCACUAUCUUUAUCAGCUUUUUGGCGUAUUUUGGUGUCUCAGCGGCACUCACCCUCAUGGUGCCCUACUACCAGAUUCAACCCCAGAGCCCCUUGCUGCAGGCUUUCCUCCAUGUUGGGUGGAACUCUGCCCGAUAUGUCGUGGCUGUUGGCACUCUCUGUGCUCUUACAUCCAGCCUCCUGGGUACCAUGUUCACCAUGCCUCGGUUUAUCUACGUAAUGGCAGAGGAUGGGCUCCUUUUCCGGGGACUUGCCCGACUCCAUGGCCACAGAGGAACCCCCAUCUGGGCCAUCUUGGUUUCUGGAAUGCUUGCAGCGGUCCUGGCUCUACUCUUGGAGCUGAUCAAUCUUGUGUACCUUGUGUCAAUUGGGACCCUGCUUGCUUACUCCCUGGUGGCCUUUUCAGUCCUUGUCCUCAGGUAUCAACCAGAACAGAAUUUCAGCAAGAAUGAGAAAAAAGAUGAUGAAAUUGAUAUUUCACAGUGGGAAGCAAGUCCUUCGGAACCUGUAUCAGAAACAGGAACUUCAAGGACACUAAAGACUCUGUGGUUCCCUACCAGCACCACCUCCACUGUGAAAUCUGGCCAGAUUGUCUAUGGAUGUGCCUCCCUGCUUGUUCUCCUGCUGAUAAUCCUGAGCCUGGUCCUGGCCCAGUGGCCCAGCCAGGUGUUCUCUGGAGACCCCAUGCUCACAACAGUGGCUGUGCUGCUGCUGCUGCUCAUCACUGGGGUCACAGCCAUCAUCUGGAGGCAGCCCCAGGACCCCACUCCUCUUCACUUCAAGGUGCCUGCUCUGCCUGUCCUCCCACUGAUGAGCAUCUUUGUGAACAUCUACUUGUUGAUGCAGAUGAACACUGGGACCUGGGUCCUAUUUGGCAUUUGGAUGGCGAUUGGAUUUGCCAUAUACUUUGGAUAUGGGAUCCGACACAGCUUGGAGGAGAACAAUGAUCAACAGCCACCAGACUCCACCUCCCAAAUGCUGGACCAAAACAUGCCCAAUGAUGAAUCAGGUUAACCAUAAGAAACUGAUACUGUGUGGAAUCCCUUCACACGCUGGAGGUAUCUUCCCGUUCAAGGGUGACUUUGAGCCUCUAUGGAGUCUGAAGGUGAAAUGCAGUGACAGCCGUGUGCCACCAUAUAGAAUGACUUUACUGUUGAAUAAUUUUUAAGUAAACUUUUCGAAACAUAAUAUGUAUACAGAAAAGCACAUGCUUCGUAAGUGGACAGCAAGAUCAAUUUUCACAAAGAAAGUACAACUAUUAACUAUUAACUAAAAGUGAAAGUGAAGUCGAUCAGUCCUGUCCGACUCUGUGAUCUUCCAGGCAAGAAUACUGGAGUGGGUUGCCAUUUCCUUCUCCAGGAGAUCUUCCUGACCCAGGGCUCAAACCCAUAUUGUAAGCAGAUGCUUUACCAUCUGAGCCACCAGGGAAGUCCUAACUAUUAACUAAAGGAAGUAAUAAAUAUCAAUGGGCAUAUAGGAGGCAGCUUCUUAUGCCUAUUUCCAGUCAAAACACAGAGAUUGUGACCCGGAAAGAAAUGCAGGUAACCAUACUUUGUGUCUAGAGUUGUGGGAAUGACCAACUAAAGUAGAGUGAAGUGUCUGAAAUACCAUGUGUUCAGUUACAGGAGAAGAGACACAUAAUCAAAGAAUCUCAUGUAUAUGUAAUGUUUUAUGUGCCCCAAGAGGGAGAAAAUUUUAUUUAGCAGACGUUAUCACAGUGAAUGUACAGUAUUCAUAUGGAAAAAAAUUUUUGCCCAACUAAUUAAAAUGGAAAAUUGGACUUUAAA
This is a messenger RNA of Bubalus bubalis (water buffalo), 3123 nucleotides long. Its product is annotated as cationic amino acid transporter 3-like. Gene Ontology annotation, cellular component: plasma membrane. The record is from RefSeq and is a predicted model, not a curated record. Gene Ontology annotation, biological process: transmembrane transport; amino acid transport. The transcript is spliced from 12 exons. The coding region runs from base 467 to 2350 and encodes 627 amino acids. Lineage: Eukaryota; Metazoa; Chordata; Mammalia; Artiodactyla; Bovidae. Gene Ontology annotation, molecular function: amino acid transmembrane transporter activity.